This is a messenger RNA of Agelaius phoeniceus (red-winged blackbird), 381 nucleotides long. Its product is annotated as interferon-induced transmembrane protein 5-like. Lineage: Eukaryota; Metazoa; Chordata; Aves; Passeriformes; Icteridae. Gene Ontology annotation, biological process: bone mineralization; bone morphogenesis. The record is from RefSeq and is a predicted model, not a curated record. Gene Ontology annotation, cellular component: plasma membrane.
AUGGACACCUCGGACCCGCGGCAGGAGCGGCCGCCCCCCAAGCGGGGGCCGCCCCCCGCCGCCCCCCAAGGCCCCCGCGACCACCUGGUCUGGGCCAUCUUCAACACCCUCUACAUGAACUUCUGCUGCCUGGGCUUCGUGGCGCUCGCCUUCGCCGUCAAGGCUCGGGACAGGAAAGUGUCCGGGGAUGUGGAAGCUGCUCAGCACUUCAGCUCCAAGGCGCGGUGCUACAACGCCCUGGCCACGGCGGGCAGCGUGCUGCUGCCCCUGCUGCUCGGGGCCCUCAUUGUCACCGGCGUCAUCCACCUCUCCAAGCUGGCCCAGGAGUCCGUGGGCUUCUUCACCUACCAGCUCAGCGGCAGCGACGACGAGGACCAGUGA